ACCAGUGGAGGUGGGAGUUACGAUGUACAUUCUUAGUAUUAGUUCAGUUUCCGAAGUACAAAUGGAUUUUACUUUAGACUUUUAUUUUCGUCAAGAAUGGGAUGAUGAUCGACUUAGAUUUCAAGCGAAAGCUGGACUGGAAAGCCUAUCUGUAGGAGCAGAAGUAGCUGAUAGGAUAUGGGUACCGGAUACAUUUAUAGCCAAUGAAAAGAGCGCUUAUUUUCACCAGGCCACCACACCCAAUACUUUCCUACGAAUUGGUCCAAAAGGGAGUGUAUUUCGUAGCAUCAGAUUGACUGUAACAGCCAGUUGUCCAAUGGACUUAAGGUAUUUCCCUAUGGAUAGACAAUUUUGUACAGUGGAAAUUGAAAGUUUCGGCUACACGAUGCAGGAUAUACGAUAUAAAUGGCAAAAGGGAGAAGAUUCUGUUGGAAUGUCAACAGAAGUCGAACUGCCACAGUUUAAGGUCAGAGGGCAUCGACAAAGUUCAAAGGAAGUUCAUCUCACAACAGGAAAUUAUUCACGUUUAGCAUGCGAAAUUCAAUUCGUCCGAAGUAUGGGAUAUUAUCUUAUUCAAAUUUACAUUCCAGCCGGUUUAAUUGUCAUCAUAUCAUGGGUGUCGUUUUGGCUCCAUAGAAACGCAACACCAGCACGUGUAGCCUUAGGUGUUACGACAGUGCUAACUAUGACUACACUUAUGUCCAGCACAAACGCAGCCUUACCAAAAAUAUCCUAUAUAAAGAGCAUCGACGUAUAUCUUGGAACGUGUUUUGUGAUGGUGUUUGCAUCAUUGUUGGAAUACGCCACUGUCGGAUAUUUGGGGAAGAGAAUUGCCAUGAAAAAAUCGAGAACUCAGUUAAUGGCGAAAAUUGCUGAACAACAUCGUCACAGGUGUCAUGCUGCUGCAGACUCUGGAGCCGAUGCUAUUUUGCUUGCCAAUCCUGAUAUACCCUUGAUGAGAACAGCGAUGUAUAUGUUGACAACCUUCAUUGUUAUCGUGUCCUGGAUGUCGUUCUGGUUGGAUGUUACUGCAGUACCUGGAAGAGUAUCUCUGGGAGUAACGACUCUUCUUACCUUAACUACAUCAGCAGGAAACAUCCGAGAACGUCUACCUCCAGUUGCUUACGUAACAGCUAUAGACGUAUGGGUAGGAUUCUGUUCAUUCUUCGUCUUUACCGCUCUACUAGAGUUUCCACUCGCUAAUUACAUAAGUAGACGACCCAUUCCUAACCCAAAUUCUAAGAAACGAUUAUUCGUCGUUAAGAAGCAGUUACAAGUCAAGGAUGCAACCAGUGGAAACUUACAUGUGGUUGCUUCGGAACAUAAGGAUAAAAGCGAGAUUCCUACAGCUGUUGAAGAAGCACGUACUUUAGAUCGUGCAUGUCGUGUACUGUAUCCAUUACUGUUUAUCGUUUUUAAUAGUAUUUACUGGCCAUAUUAUAUAUCGUUAAAAGAAAAUCAAAGGAAUAUUAUCACCCUCGCUAUAGGAAUCAACUCUACUUCAAAUCAAAUUAAAGAAGCGAGUAAAAUUAUGUAUGAUACUUCGAUUCUCCUUGAUAAUCUUUUAUCAGAAAGGAAUUACAAUAGACACGUUAGACCCGGAUUUGGUGGCCCUCCAACGAUUGUCCAUACUGACAUUGAAAUUAGAAGUUUUGGUCAUAUAUCUGAGAAGAAUAUGGUAUAUUCAUUAGAUUGUUAUUUUCGUCAAACAUGGUGGGAUAAGCGCCUUACUUACUCAAAUGAAACUUUCACCGUCCUUUCAAUGGAUUGGAAAUUCCUACAGAAAGUAUGGACUCCAGAUACUUUCUUCCUUAAUGGGAAAGGAUCCUAUUUACAUAAAGUAUCCGCUCCUAACAAGUUCAUAAGAAUUGCCUCCGAUGGAAAAAUGCAAUAUUCUAUGAGAUUAACAGUUAAAGCGAGCUGUCCAAUGCAUCUGAGAAAAUAUCCUUUGGAUAUUCAAGCAUGCCCACUAGAAAUUGGUAGUUUUGCUUAUACUACAAGGGAUGUUAUUUACGAAUGGAAGAAAACGAAGAAAAAAGCUGUGAUCUUAGCUGAUGAUGUUACUUCAUCUCAGUAUGAUUUUUUGAAUAUAUCCAUGUCGAAUUUUACUAUUAUAGGACCUGCUGGAGGUCUCAGCUCUGCUUUAAAAGUUCGAUUUAUGCUUAGAAGAAGACGUGGAUAUUUUAUCUUGCAAAUAUAUGCACCAAGUGCUAUGAUAGUUGGAGCUUCUUGGGUAUCUUUUUGGAUUAAUCCUACGGAUGCUGCAGGAAGAGUUGCCGUUGGUGCAAUGACCGUGCUGACUCUAGUAACUAUGGGUUUUGGUGGCAAAAGCGCAUUGCCACGUGUGGCAUACGCCACAGCAAUGGAUUGGUUUGUAGUCAUGUGCUUCACCUUCGUGUUCGCAGCUAUGGUAGAGUAUGCAUGCGUUAAUUUAACGGAUCGUUACUACACGCGCAAAGCCAACAAAGCCAAUGCUUCGAAGAGUGUAGAAAACGACGAAGAAGCCGAAAACAAAGAAAAAGAAAGUGAUAAAGAUAUUAAAGAAGAAGAAACUAUAGAAUUAAAUAUAGAAGAAGAGGAAAAGGAAACAAGACAUGUGUUGCUACCUAAAUGGAGAAAAAGGAAAAAAUCAAAGAAAAGAAAAAUCGAAAACUAUAGAGUCAUACCACAAUCUGUGAUUCAAUCGCCAUCAACAGCUGCCUAUCGGAUCGACAGAUACGCUAGAAUCGCCUUCCCUUCAUUUUUUACCUUUUUCAACGUGAUAUAUUGGACGUUAUAUCUUCAUUUUAUAGACGAUCAAAUCGAAGACGACUAA
Molecule: messenger RNA, 2815 nt
Organism: Centruroides sculpturatus (bark scorpion)
Lineage: Eukaryota; Metazoa; Arthropoda; Arachnida; Scorpiones; Buthidae
Exons: 17
Coding region: 23-2815 (930 amino acids)
Biological process (GO): nervous system process; signal transduction; chemical synaptic transmission
Cellular component (GO): membrane; synapse; neuron projection
Molecular function (GO): neurotransmitter receptor activity; extracellular ligand-gated monoatomic ion channel activity; GABA-A receptor activity
Source: RefSeq, a predicted model, not a curated record